AUGCAUUUCAUAUUGUUUGGCUCAGGUUUCCAAACGUGGGAAUAUUCUCCAGUUUAUGCCAUUCGUUCUUAUGCUUACUUGGCUCUACAUUCCUUUCCCUUGCGCAUAUAUAAUAUUCUUAAUGUUAACAAGAUUUUCUUGUUUUACUUUCUACGAUGCAUACUGGGAAUUAUUUGUGCACUUGCAGAACUUUAUUUUUACAAAGGAGUCUGCAAACAGUUUGGUGCCAAAAUUGGCCAGCUUAUGUUGUGGUUAAUGUUAUUUAGCACAGGCAUGUUUAUUGCUUGUUCUUCAUUCCUACCCAGCAGUUUUUCCAUGUACCUUACUAUGGUUGCUAUGGGAGCUUGGUUUCUUAACAAUACUCAUAUAGCAAUUUUGGCAGUUGCUGCUAGUGCUAUUAUAGGCUGGCCUUUUUCUGCUGCACUUGGGAUACCAAUUGCUUGUGAUAUAUUGGUGAGACAAAAAAAAACAAGUUAUUUUAUUUACUGGUGUGUAAUUGCUUUGGUUCUUUUCUUGGUUCCAGUUGUGAUCAUUGACAGUUAUUAUUAUGACAAAUUAGUUAUUGCACCAUUAAAUAUAAUCAUGUAUAAUAUUUUUACAGAACAUGGUCCAAAUAUUUAUGGUGUAGAACCCUUUUCAUUUUAUUUUCUAAAUGGCUUCUUGAAUUUCAAUGUUGCUUUUCUAUUUGCUUUCCUUUGUCUUCCAAUAUCUCUUUUACUAAAGGUUAGCCAAAAACAAGCACAAAACUCAGGUUUAUCUCUAUGGCUAUCAAUGUCACCGAUGUUUAUUUGGAUUUUCAUCUUUUUUACAAGGCCCCAUAAGGAAGAGCGUUUCCUUUACCCAAUUUAUCCUUUUUUUGCCUUGGGAGGGGCUGUGGCUGUCAUAUAUAUUGAGAGUACAUUUUGUACAUAUUUUUCAUCUAAGAAAGCUACAUGCAACCUGUCAUUUAACUGUCAUUACCGUACUGUAACAGUUGUUUUUACCACUGUGUUUACAUUAUUAUCUUUGUCAAGGAUUUUUCAACUAUAUGAAGGUUACCAUGCCCCAAUAGAUGUGUAUCUGGAGUUGAAUCAGAUUGCUGGAAAUCCUGAUAUCCACACUUUAUCUCCAGACAAAUCUGUUAAUGUAUGUGUUGGCAAAGAAUGGUAUAGAUUCCCUAACAGCUUUUUUCUACCUGAUAAAAAUUGGCAUUUAAGAUUCCUCCAAUCAGAGUUUAAAGGACAGUUGCCAAAGCCAUAUUAUCCUGGACCAGAUUCUACUUCAACAAUUCCAUCUCAUAUGAAUAACAUGAAUAAAGAAGAACCAACACGAUAUUUCAAUGUUAGCAAGUGCCACUAUUUGAUUGAUUUGGAUAUUCCAACUGAGACAGAAUUGGAGCCAAGAUAUUCUGAAAUAAUCAAUGAAUGGAAAAUUUUAUCAUCUUCUAAAUUCCUCCAUUCUUCAAAGUCACAUAGAAUUUACAGAGCAUUUUACAUCCCAUUCAUAUCAAGGAAUCAUUGUACAUAUGUGAAUUAUAAUCUCUUGAUAUCCUUACGCAAUAUGAAGACAUCACAAAAUUGA
Messenger RNA from Acanthosepion pharaonis, 1560 nucleotides. NCBI's taxonomy places the organism in Eukaryota, Metazoa, Mollusca, Cephalopoda, Sepiida, Sepiidae. The record is from the annotation of a GenBank genome assembly.